GGGGGAACGUUGUUAUAGUGAGCCCCCUUCCGGUGCUAGAGGCCGGAAGCUGUGGUCCGGCGGUGUCAACCUGGGGCUGGCGGACUGAGCUCGCAGCCGAGACCGAGACUAUGGGCGGGAAGAACAAGCAACGGACCAAGGGGAAUCUGAGGCCUUCAAAUAGCGGUCGAGCUGCAGAACUACUUGCCAAAGAAAAAGGAACAGUGCCUGGAUUUAUUGGCUUUGGAACAUCUCAGAGUGACCUAGGCUAUGUUCCUGCUAUUCAAGGAGCUGAAGAAAUUGACAGUCUUGUAGAUUCUGAUUUCCGAAUGGUGCUGCGGAAACUGUCUAAGAAAGAUGUCAUAACGAAAUUAAAAGCUAUGCAGGAAUUUGGAACCAUGUGUACAGAGAGAGAAACAGAAAUUGUAAAAGGAGUUCUUCCAUAUUGGCCAAGAAUUUUCUGUAAAAUUUCACUUGAUCAUGAUCGCCGGGUUCGAGAAGCCACUCAGCAAGCUUUUGAAAAACUUAUCCUUAAAGUAAAGAAACAUUUGGCUCCGUAUUUAAAAAGUUUAAUGGGUUACUGGCUUAUGGCUCAGUGUGAUACAUACACACCAGCUGCCUGUGCUGCAAAAGAUGCAUUUGAAGCAGCCUUCCCUCCAAGCAAGCAACCUGAAGCCAUAGCGUUUUGUAAGGAAGAAAUUAUAAGUGUGCUUCAGGAUCAUCUUCUAAAAGAAACACCUGACACGCUUAGUGACCCACAAACUGUUCCAGAGGAAGAAAGAGAAGCUAAAUUCUAUCGAGUUGUAACUUGUUCCUUAUUGGCAUUAAAGAAAUUGCUUUGCCUUUUACCUGAUAAUGAGCUUGAUUCUCUGGAGGAGAAAUUCAAAUCUCUAUUAUCACAGAAUAAAUUUUGGAAAUAUGGAAAACACAGUAUACCUCAGAUCCGCUCAGCAUAUUUUGAGUUAGUUUCUGCUCUGUGCCAGCGCAUUCCACAGCUGAUGAAAGAGGAAGCUUCCAAAGUGAGCCCAUCUGUUCUUCUCAGCAUUGAUGACAGUGACCCCAUUGUCUGCCCCUCUCUCUGGGAAGCUGUACUCUAUACACUCACAACUGUUGAGGACUGUUGGCUUCAUGUAAAUGCAAAAAAAAGCGUGUUUCCUAAGCUGUCAACUGUGAUUCGUGAAGGUGGCCGGGGCUUAGCUACUGUCAUAUGUCCUUAUCUUCUGCCAUUUAUUAGUAAGCUCCCUCAGUCCAUUACAGAUCCAAAGUUGGAUUUCUUCAAAAAUUUCCUCACCUCUCUGGUUGCAGGGCUGUCAACAGAGAGGAUCAAAACCAGCUUUACAGAGUCCUCAGCAGUAAUAUCUGCUUUUUUUGAAUGUUUACGUUUCAUAAUGCAGCAAAACUUAGGUGAACAAGAGAUUGAACAGAUGCUCGUCAAUGAUCAGCUAAUCCCUUUUAUUGAUACAGUUCUUAAAGAAGCAGGAUUGCCACAUGGGCAACUGUUUAACCAUCUAGCGGAAACUUUAAUUUCCUGGGAAGACAAAGCAGAUGUGGAAAAAGAUGACAAAACUACUCAUAACUUGGAGAAUGUACUGCUAAAUUUUUGGAAAAGAUUGUCAGAGAUCUGUGUCAAGAAAAUCAAUGAACAAGAAGUUGAUGAUAAAUCUGUUUUGGGUGUGUCCAAUUUAUUACAGGUACUUCAGAAGCCAAAGAGCUCAUUGAAAUCAAAUAAAAAAAAAACUAAUAAGGUUAGGUUUGCUGAUGAGACACCUGAAAGUAAUAAAGAGAAUGAAAAAUGUGUAUCUUCAGAAGGAGAAAACAAUGAAGGCUCUGAAUCUAUGACUGAAUCUUCUCUCAAUCAUAAUUCUUCAAGUCAUGUCUCACCUCUACGGAAAAAGCCUUUGGAAGACUUAGUCUGUAAACUCGCAGAGAUGAGUAUUAAUUAUGUCAAUGAACAAAAGUCAGAGCAACAUCUAAGGUUUCUUUCUCUUCUCCUUGAUGCUUUCUCUUCAAGCCAAAUAUUUAAAAUGCUCCUUGGUGAUGAAAAAGAAAGUAUUGUCAAAGCCAAACCUCUCGAAAUAACCAAACUCAUACAAAACAAUCCUGCAGUGCAGUUUUUGUACCACAAACUGGUAGGUUGGCUAAAUGAAGAUCAGAGGAAGGAUGCGGAUUUCCUGGUGGACAUUUUGUAUAGUGCCCUCCGUUGCUGUGAUGGUGACACAGAGAGAAAAGAUGUCCUGGAUGAUCUAACCAAGGAGGACCUGGAGUGGCAUUCUCUUCUUCAGGUUAUUGAAAAGGCAUGUUCUACUUCAGAUAAACAUGCUUUAGUAGCUCCUUGGUUAAAAGGCAGUACCCUGGGAGAGAAAUUGGUUGCCCUGGCAGAUUGUCUUUGUAAAAAGGACUUGGAAUCCACAGUAUCUUCAAAAUCUUACUUCUCAGAACAAUGGACUCUUCUGAGCUUGGUAUUAUCCCAACAUGUUAAAAAUGAUUACUUGAUUGAAGAAGUAUAUGUUGAAAGAAUUAUUGUUAAACUUCAUGAAACUUUAUCCAAAACAAAGGACUUGUCAGAAGCUGAAAAUAGUGACUCACCAGUGUCAUUUAUCUGCAAUGUGGCCUAUAACUAUUUUAGCUCAGCGAAGGGAUGCCUGCUAAUGCCAUCAUCUGAAGAUUUAUUAUUAACGCUCUUUCAGUUAUGUGCUCAAAGCAAAGAAAAAACACAUUUGCCAGAUUUUCUAACAUGUAAACUGAAAAAUACUUGGCUUUCUGGUGUAAACUUACUGAUCCAUAAAACCGGUGGUUCACACGGACAGAGCACCUUCCUGGAUUUGUCUGCUCUGUGGCUGAAGGAGCAAGUUCAGGCUUCACCUUUGGAUAAUACAAGCCUACAGGUCCUCUUGUCUGCUGUUGACGAUUUGCUAAAUACACUUGUAGAGAGUGAAGAUGCUUCUCUUCUGGGAGUUUAUAUUGGAAGUGUAAUGCCGAACAACACUGAGUGGGAAAAUAUGAGACAGUCUCUUCCUAUUCAGUGGUUACACAGACCUCUUUUAGAGGGAAGAUUGAGUUUAAAUUGUGAAUGUUUCAAAACAGAUUUGAAAGAACAAGAUACAAAGAUACUCCCCAGCCAUUUGUGUACUUCAGCACUGUUGAGCAAAAUGACCUUAGUUGCACUGAAGAAGAAAAUAGUUCUAGAAAAUAAUGUCCUUGAAGAAAUAACUGCAGAACUACUCUAUUCGCUACAGUGGUGUGAAGAGCUAGAUAAUCCACCAAGUUUUGUAACUGGAUUUUGUGAAAUGCUUCAAAAAAUGAAUAUUACAUGUGAUAAUUUAUGUGUACUUCGUAUUACUUCUGGUGUUUUGCAGCUGCUAUUUAACAGAUCUAGGGAAAAUGGUGCACUUUGGUCCCUUAUUAUUGCUAAGUUGAUCCUUUCCCGAAGCGUUUCAUCUGAGGAAGUAAAACCACAUUAUAAAAGAAAAGAAAGUUUCUUUCCACUAACAGAAGGUAAUUUACAUACCAUUCAAAGUCUCUGUCCAUUUUUAUCAAAAGAAGAAAAGAAAGAAUUCAGUUCUCAAUGUAUACCUGCUCUUUUGGGCUGGACUAAGGAAGACCUUUGCAGUACUAAUGGAGGUUUUGGGCAUCUUGCCAUUUUUAAUUCUUGCCUGCAAACCAGAAGUAUUGAUGAUGGAGAACUACUACAUGGUAUAUUAAAAAUUAUAAUAUCCUGGAAAAAAGAACAUGAAGAUAUUUUUCUUUUCAGUUGUAAUCUAUCAGAAGCAAGUCCAGAGGUACUGGGUGUAAAUAUAGAAAUAAUCCAGUUCCUUUGCCUGUUUCUGAAAUACUGCUCAUCUCCUCUGGCAGAGAGUGAAUGGGACUUUAUCAUGUGCUCCAUGUUGGCUUGGUUGGAGACAACAAAUGAGAAUCAGGCACUGUAUUCUGUUCCACUUGUACAGCGGUUUGCCUGUGUCAAUUGUGAUUUGGCCUGUGAUCUCAGUGCUUUUUUUGAUUCAGCCACUCCGGAAUCCAUUGCCAAUCUUCCUGUAAAUCUCAUCAGUGAAUGGAAAGAAUUUUUUUCCCAAGGCAUCCAUAGUUUGCUUUUACCUCUUUUGGUGACUGUUACAGGAGAAAAUAAAGAUCUGUCUGAAACCACCUUUGAAAAUGCAAUGCUGAAGCCCAUGUGUGAAACAUUAACAUAUAUCUCAAAGGAUCAGCUAUUGAGUCACAAACUUCUUGCAAAAUUGGGGACUGGCCCAAAAUCAAACUUGCCAGAAAAUCUCCAGACUUUGUUAAACACAUUGGUCCCGUUACUCCUCUUCAGAGCUAGGCCUGUGCAAAUUGCUGUUUAUCAUAUGCUGUACAAAUUGAUGCCUGAAUUACCACAAUAUGAUCAGGAUAAUCUAAAGUCAUAUGGAGAUGAAGAAGAAGAACCAGGCUUGUCACCGCCAGCCGUUCUGAUGUCCCUUCUGAGCACUCAAGAGGACUUACUGGAAAACAUUCUGGGGUGUAUUCCUGUGGGACAGAUAGUUACCAUUAAGCCACUGAGUGAAGACUUCUGUUAUGUUCUGGGCUAUCUCCUUACUUGGAAAUUGAUACUUACUUUCUUCAAAGCUGCUUCAUCUCAGCUGCGGGCUCUGUAUUCAGUGUACCUUAGGAAAACAAAGAGUUUGAACAAAUUACUUUAUCACCUGUUCAGGCUCAUGCCAGAAAAUCCAAGCUAUGGAGAGGCAGCUCCUGAGAUCUCAAAUAAGGACCCCAAAACGUUCUUUACUGAGGAGCUCCAGCUGAGUAUUAGAGAAACAUCAACUCUUCCAUAUCACAUUCCACACUUGGCUUGUUCAGUCUAUCAUAUGACAUUAAAAGAUUUGCCUGCCAUGGUUAGGCUGUGGUGGAAUAGCAGUGAGAAGCGUGUUUUCAAUAUUGUGGAUAGAUUUACAAGCAAGUAUGUCAGCAGUGUCCUUUCUUUUCAAGAAAUAUCUUCUGUGCAAACAAGUACACAGCUAUUUAAUGGCAUGACGGUUAAAGCUCGAGCUACUACUCGAGAAGUAAUGGCUACUUAUACUAUUGAGGACAUUGUCAUUGAACUUAUAAUACAGCUGCCUUCAAAUUACCCAUUGGGUUCCAUAUCAGUGGAGAGUGGGAAGAGAGUGGGCGUGGCCGUCCAGCAGUGGCGGAACUGGAUGCUGCAGCUAAGCACUUACCUCACCCACCAGAAUGGAAGUAUUAUGGAAGGCUUAGCAUUGUGGAAAAAUAAUGUAGACAAACGUUUUGAGGGUGUUGAAGACUGUAUGAUCUGUUUUUCUGUUAUUCAUGGUUUCAACUAUUCUCUCCCCAAAAAAGCCUGUAGAACAUGCAAGAAAAAGUUUCAUUCAGCUUGCUUGUACAAAUGGUUUACCUCUAGCAACAAAUCCACUUGUCCACUCUGUCGUGAGACUUUUUUCUGAGAUUUUUUUUUUUUUGCCAUAAUCCCUGAAAUAAAUCAAGCAAAGGCCUUUGAUUGGAUUUGGAUCCAUCUUAAAGUGUUGAUGUGAAGAAGCCAGCAACCAUUACUUUCAAUGGGACCUUCUGUGGAAAAUUAUUUUGGUUAAUGUAAUGAUCUUAAAAAUCAGGUUUACCUAUCUUCACAUUGCUUUGUAAAUGUUUGGAAACAUUUUCUUUUACAAAAGAAUAUUACAUAUAUGAGAGAAGUAUUUAUAUUAAUGGUUUAAUCUCUUUGUAUAUUUAAAAGAAAAUAUGAAAAAUGCUAAAUUAUAGAAUUGAAAUUUGUGAAAAUACUGUACUUAUAAAUCCAUCGUUUGUUGAUCUGUAUUCUAGAACAGUCCAAGCAUGAGGCAAAAUGAAUUGAGAGAAUUGGUGUACAUCUGCAGAUAUUUUAAGACUUAUUUAUUAGUUAUAAUGGGAAAAUUAAUAGUGUUCUGAUUUUGUAGAUUAUUUUAAUGAUAAAAAUCGCACUAAGCUAUUAGUGUAGCUUAUCUUAAGCUAUUUGAAGCAUGCUCUGAAAUCCUAUAUAAAAGAAUGUAAACUGAAUUUUAAGGUGCCUCCAUUUAUUAAGGGUUGUAAAAUUCAGAAAAUUAAAUUUAUGACACUGAUCUUUAGCUUGUGGAGAAAUUAUUUCCGUAUAUUAGUGAAAUUGGGGUUAUGAAUUUGUCAGUGAAUUUAUUUGAGGCUUCAUAUAGUGGGCAUUUGAAAGAAAUGUUUAAAAGAAAGAUUGUUUAAUAAAUACUACUGAAGGGCCGGGUAUUUAGCUCAGUGGUUCCACCUCCUGCCUUGCAAGCGCAAGGUCCUGAGUUCGAUCCCCGGUACAAAAAAAAAAUUAUAAAUAAAUAAGUACUACUGAAACUUAAGGAUUGAUGGAAAAAUCAGUAUUUAAAAAUGCUGUCGGAGGCUUUCAAUUUUGCAAACAAAUUUUGCUGUUAACUAGCCAAAGUCAUACUAGACAAGGGACGUGUGGGACCUAAUAUUCUUUAGCUUUCAAAAUGAAAGUUAAGGAUUUUAGUACAAAGUGAAAUUAAGUAUAAGAAGCUCAAGUUUAUGAGUAGGUAAAAACCUGCCCGUGGCCAGACCACUAUUACCUUUAAAAACUGUAUCCAAAAUACACAAGUAUGGAAGUUUAGAACCUAGAAUAAUUUUAUUACAGUCCUCCAUUUCAUGGGAAAUAACAUUAUCUAAUAUAGUUAGGCUACUUAAGAGAUCAGCUAUUCAUCUGUGUUGCAAAUGUUUAAUGGGCACAGAGCGCUCAUAAUAAAAUAAAUAAAUAAAAUCAUUGCUUACCAUCAACUGGGUAAAAUGACUGUUAUUGAGAUAGUAUGAAUGUGGUCAGAGGAUUUAUAGUUGAGAGUGAAAUACUACGUGUGAGUUACAGAUCUCUUGAGUUGUAUUUGUAGAUACAGUGCCCUAUCCACAUUUGUUUGUCUCCUAAAUUUUUCUGGGUAAUAUUUAUUGUCUUCUAGCCUUGAAGCCCAAAGAGUCAGUAAAUGAAGUACAUAUAGCAAAAUUCUACUACCUCUUCUUAACUCCUUUUUUAAAACAUUUUCUGUGUCUGACAUAGUGAUCCCAAAGGAUUGUGUUGCUCCCCUUUGAAAAUUAUAUACUUUUCCUUUAAAAGAGGUUUAUAAUAAAACUUUGUUUAUAACCUUUCCAGUUACUUCUUUUUCCAGUAUGUCUUGGGUUCUGAUCCAAAUCCCAAAUAGCAUUGUUUUCCCAGGGUAAAAAUAGGUUAUAGGUUCUUGAAACACUGUAAUUAAAUAGUUACAAUUAAAUAACUACUCUUCAUACUUAGGAUUCUUAAUACAUUUCUUUAAGACUUGUGAGUAUAAUUGUAAAGCUUGUUACUGUUUAUAUGCUAAAGAAAAAGCUUUCUAAUAUGAGACUGAUAUUCACAAUACCACAUUAAAGCUUUAUUUAUAUAGCUUUCACAACUCUAACAAAAAGGAUAAUAGCCUUUACAAUUUUAGCAUGACAUUUAAAAAUGCAUGAGAUUUAAAGCUCAUUACAAAAUUAUGAAUUUAAAAUCCAAAGUAAAUUGCAAUUUAAAAAAUUUAUUUUUGCUUCUUACCUAUCUCAUGCACUAAUGUAUGUACGUAUGUUUCUGUGGCUUAAAUACUGUGUUGUUACUUGAUACAUUUUUAUUGUGUCAAUAAUGUUAUUUUUUUAAUAAUGUUAUUUUUGAUUGUUAUGCCAUAUGUGCCCAUUAAAAUUCAUUUAAUUACAAAAUACUUCAAAUAUACAAAAAAAAUUCCCUUUUACUCUUCACAUACUAUUUUGCCCUAUUUGCUUCUGAUUUUUAAAGAAAUAAAAUGUUACUCUUUUGUACUCCUCCCUGGCACCAUUCUUCUCCUUCCCCCCUUAGAGCUAACCUGUUAUUCAGAAGUUGGUGUGUGUGAUGCCUUCCUAUUAAAAUUUUUAGCUAUUAUAUCUUA
This is a messenger RNA of Heterocephalus glaber (naked mole-rat), 7886 nucleotides long. RefSeq names its product listerin E3 ubiquitin protein ligase 1 (gene Ltn1). Gene Ontology annotation, biological process: rescue of stalled cytosolic ribosome; ribosome-associated ubiquitin-dependent protein catabolic process. Gene Ontology annotation, molecular function: ribosomal large subunit binding; zinc ion binding; ubiquitin protein ligase activity. Lineage: Eukaryota; Metazoa; Chordata; Mammalia; Rodentia; Bathyergidae. Gene Ontology annotation, cellular component: RQC complex; cytosol. The record is from RefSeq and is a predicted model, not a curated record.